AUAACAUUCUGUUCUCUACCCAUUAUACAGAGAGCGGAAGCCAAAGAGAAAACAACAAGGCAACAAAGACAGAUUUUAGAGAGAGAAAGCCAAAGGAAGGCUUGUGUUCUAUAGAGAGGGAUAGGGGGAAGGAAGAGGGUGGCGACUGUUAUAAACGCAGAAGAAGGAGAGACACGAAGCAGUCUUCUCCAAGAAUUUUUCUCGUCCCUAUUUUCUAAAGUAUUUGGAAAAACCCAAGAACAAGAACAAGAAAAACAGGAAUCUGAAAUGGCGUCAAAAGCUGUUGUUCCUCGUCAGCAGCUUAGAGGGGAAGUCAAGCAGAAGAACUUUGUAGCAGAUGGAAGGAAUAAUAGAAGAGUACUUCAAGAUAUUGGUAAUUUGGUGAAUGAUCGUGCUGGGCUAGGAAAGAAACCAAUCACUGAUGCUGGUAAUAUAAAGGCCCCUGUGGCAGUAAAGGCAGCACUAAAGAAGGUUGCUGAGAAGCAUGUACCUGAGACAGUGAUUGUGAUAAGCUCUGAUGAAGAAAGUGAAAAUGCUAAACCUGUUAGCAGAAGAAUAUCAAAGGAAGGGUCUUCAAGGAAGGAAGUCAAAACCCUUACUUCAAUCUUAACUGCUAGAAGCAAGGCUGCCUGUGGACUUGCCAGAAAGCCAGAAAGUUCACUGGUGAAUAUAGAUGCAAGUGAUGUGGAUAAUGAGUUGGCUGUGGUUGAAUAUGUUGAUGAUAUCUACAAGUACUACAAGCUAACAGAAGCUGAUGGCAUGGUUCAUGACUACAUGAAUGUGCAGCCAGACAUUAAUGCAAAGAUGAGAUCAAUUCUUGUGGACUGGUUGAUUGAAGUUCAUCGCAAAUUCGAACUUAUGCCUGAAACCUUGUAUCUGACGAUAAAUAUAAUUGAUCGAUUUCUAGCUGUGAAGGCUGUACCAAGGAGGGAACUUCAAUUGGUUGGCAUCAGCUCAAUGCUCAUUGCUUGCAAGUAUGAAGAGAUAUGGGCACCGGAGGUUAAUGACUUCAUUUGCAUAUCAGAUAAUGCCUAUAUCAGAGAACAGGUUCUGGCAAUGGAGAAAGCUAUCUUGGGAAAGUUGGAAUGGUAUUUAACUGUUCCUACACCAUAUGUCUUCCUUGUUAGAUACAUCAAAGCUUCUGCUCCAGCUGAUAAGGAGAUGGAGAAUAUGGUGUUUUUCCUGGCUGAACUUGGUCUGAUGCAAUAUCCAGUUGUAAUCAAGUACUCCUCCUCACUGAUUGCUGCAUCUGCUGUGUAUGCUGCUCGUUCUACCCUCGAUAAGAUCCCAUUUUGGACAGAUACUCUAAACCAUCACACAGGAUACACUGAAGAUAUGCUAGUGGAAUGUGCAAAGCUUCUGGUUAAAUUUCACUCUGCAGCUGCUGAAAACAAGCUCAAGGCAGUGCAUAAGAAAUUCUCCAGUGCAGAUCGUGGAGCUGUGGCUCUUCUUAGCCCAGCCAAAAGCCUUUCUGAUUGAUUCUGAAGAACUUGCAAGAACUUUAGAUACUUUUUGACGGCCUAAUUUCCCAUACUUCUUGGGGAUGGUCAAUCAUGGUUCCUUUCCAUGAUCUGUAGUUAUUUUUUUUUUCUUUCUAAUUAGUUUCUUUGCUCUGUUAGGAAUUCUUUAUUUGACCAUUAUCUAGGGUACUAAAAUGUGAUUGAUUUUUUGUUGGUGUCUUUUGGAUAGGCUGAUUUUGAUUUGAUUUGAUCUGUUCAACUUGACUAAAAAGAGCUGUUUAUAUCAGAACUUGAUUUGUGGUGAAAUACUUAAAAGAUAUCUUUUUUUAUUA
Ricinus communis (castor bean) is the source of this 1792-nucleotide messenger RNA. RefSeq names its product G2/mitotic-specific cyclin S13-7. Bases 268 to 1479 code for a protein of 403 amino acids. Lineage: Eukaryota; Viridiplantae; Streptophyta; Magnoliopsida; Malpighiales; Euphorbiaceae. The transcript is spliced from 8 exons. The record is from RefSeq and is a predicted model, not a curated record. Gene Ontology annotation, molecular function: cyclin-dependent protein serine/threonine kinase regulator activity. Gene Ontology annotation, cellular component: nucleus; cyclin-dependent protein kinase holoenzyme complex; centrosome. Gene Ontology annotation, biological process: regulation of cyclin-dependent protein serine/threonine kinase activity; mitotic cell cycle phase transition.